AUGGAUAGUCACCAAAACUGCUACAAUUGGCGACAAAAACUUUGUUUGGUCGGCAUUGAUAACAGAUUUUUUUGGGGGAAAGUUUUUCAAAUUUGGAGGCAAUUCAUUUUGACCUUUUCUUUUCAUACAUAUUUGUUUUUAUCAAUCCACCCAAACCAAACCCAGAAGACUCUUAACUCUUGCUCUCCCUCUCCCUCAGGGACGACUCACCAUCACUUUAGCCCCCAUCGCUCACCGUUGAUCUUCCACCAUCGUUCACUGUCGAUCUUCCACCAUCGCACACCGCCACCGCCGUUGCUCGCCUCGCAGCUCCUCGCAUUGCAUUGCUUCGACAUUGAGGAUCGGGACAGUUAUUGGAAGAUGAUGCAGAAAUAUAUAGGUUCUGACGUCACAUCAAUGGUGACACUCCCAGUUAUCAUUUUUGAGCCAAUGUCAACGCUUCAAAAAAUGGUAGAGUUGAUGGAAUACUCCUACCUUAUGGAUUUAGCAGAUGAAUGUGAGGAUCCCUACAUGCGAUUGGUUUAUUCUUCAUCCUUCUUUAUAACAAUCUAUUAUGCCUGCCGACGAACCUGGAAGCCAUUUAAUCCAAUUCUUGGUGAAACUUAUGAAAUGGUCAAUCAUGGAGGUGUUAAAUUCAUUGCAGAACAGGUGAGCUUAACCACAUUUUCCACUGGAUACAUUUUUCUUAUUUUCUUUGUUUAA
Messenger RNA from Camellia sinensis, 702 nucleotides. The record is from RefSeq and is a predicted model, not a curated record. Lineage: Eukaryota; Viridiplantae; Streptophyta; Magnoliopsida; Ericales; Theaceae.